Molecule: messenger RNA, 801 nt
Organism: Capsicum annuum
Lineage: Eukaryota; Viridiplantae; Streptophyta; Magnoliopsida; Solanales; Solanaceae
Exons: 2
Coding region: 1-801 (266 amino acids)
Source: RefSeq, a predicted model, not a curated record
AUGCGUAUUGAUCUCUUAGGGAAGAAGAAGUUUGGAUUUUUCACUGGUGCCUGCAACAAGGAAUCAUAUAGAGAGGAACUUCAUGAGCAGUGGGAAACAUGUAAUGCAAUUGUGCUUUCCUGGAUCAUGAACACUGUGAGUGAGAGAUAUGGUAUUGUUUAUGCCACGAAUGCUUGUGCAGUUUGGGAGGAUUUGAAGGAAAGGGUAUUUGGAUGUUUAUGCUAUGUCACUAUCCUCGCAAGAGGAGAUAAGUUCACAGAAAGGGCAAAACCUAUAGUCUUGGAGGGAUAUUUUGAAUCUGAGAAGGGGUAUUUACUACUGGAUAUCACCUCAAAGAAACUAUCAGUCAGUAGAGAUGUUGUGAUUCAUGAAGAUACAUUUCCUUUUUCUUCCUCACCAGCACAAAAUAAACAAGCUUUCUCAUCUGUAAAAAAUAUUACUGAAUAUUCGUUGAUACCCACAGAUGAAGAAAUACUUCAUGAAACAAAUACUAAGAGUGUUAUUGAAGUAGCUCCAAUUGAAGAGGGUGGAAUUUCUAAUGCUGCAGUCCUUGGUACAGCUUCCCCUAGCACCAACCAUAAAGAAACACGUCAAGAUGAAUAUUCCCCACAUCAACCCUCUUCCAGUAGACCAAUAAGAACAAGCAGACCACCAGUGUGGAUGCAUGAUUAUGUUGAUACUUCCAGAAACCAGAGAUGCAAAUAUCCAUUAGCGAACAACUUAUCUUACAAAAAUCUGAGUCCUACUUAUCAGUGCUAUUUAACUAAAUUCUCCACCUUGAUUGAACCUCAGCACUAUUAG